ACCAACUUAUUGGAAAGAGAGAAAUCCCCAUAACUCUCUCUGCCACUCUCUACCCAACUCACUGUCUCACCAAAUACAGCAAAACUGCACACAUGGAAAUAACAAUUACACAGACAGCAAAAAAGCUUUAAAAAAAAAAAAACACUUAUUUCCAUUAGUGAAGAGGGCCAGUGUAAGACAUAAGUGCAAAGGAAAAUAAGGGGGAGUUCCAGUGAGACAUGGAGGUUUUGAUCAUGGGGAUGGGAAUUUCUUGCUUUGCACCAAUAUUCAUCUGCUGACAAAAUGAUAGAAGAACGGAGAAGCCAGAUUUGAUAUUCUUUCAGGCACUUCGCUGAACUUUGUUCAUUGGAAGGUGUUGUGCCAGCAUAACUCAUAUGAUCUUGACAUGAGUUCAAGCUUCAAUUUGGGUGGAAGACUGAAGUACUUGUAUCCAACAGCUUUCAUUCUUCAAAAAACUCAUUGUAGCAUUCUUAAGUGGGAGCUUCUCUUGCAGUAGAUAUUCGAUUAUUUCACUUUUUGCAUAGUCCCAACACUGUAAAGCUCUGAUUUUGAUAAUGCCCCCCACCUCAAAUAUGGGAGAGGAACCGAAAUUUCAGCAGCGGUGGGAGUUUAGGAGGGGAGACACUGAGUUUGAUUCUUCAAGUGAAGAGUCCAAAUCAAGUUCAAGUAGCCAGCCAGUUCUUAAGAAGCAUAAACUAGUUUCCAGCUUUAUUUCUGAUGAACAUAAUGAGGCCAUGGACACCAAUAGAGUUCAGCAAAAGGGCAAGCGCACUCCUGGCAAUGGGGGUCAAAUUAAAAUUGGGAAGGCUAAGAAAAAGGAUGCCAGAAGGAGUAGAAAGGAAAAUUUAGCUAAUAAUGCAAUGGGGAGGAAUUCUCCCGAAGAGCUUAAUAGAAAUAAGAAUGGAGCUAGUGCUUAUGACCCUGCGGCCCUGGAUGAUGUUAAAAUCUUCAUGGAUUCUCUAUUACAGGAUCUUAAAGAUACGAGAGAAAAUUUGUUUAGAUGGAUGAAGGAGGAAAUGCAAAAAUUGGUGGCAGAUGAUACUGCUCAGAAAUCAAAAAAUAGAAAAGGCAGUUGUGGAAGGGAGAAUAUCCAAGUGCAGCACGAGAACUUUGAGAAGAACAACGUGCAGAAUCAAAACAACUUUGAGGAGAAUGCUCAAGUGCACCCUCAAUACAAUUUUGAGGAUUAUGUCCUAGUGCAGCGUCAAAACAACUUCAAGGACAUUGUCCAACUGGAGCACCAAAAAAAAAUUGAGGACACCCUCCAUGUGCAGCAUCAAAACCACUUCAAGGAGUCGAUUCAAGUGCAGUGUCAAAACAACUUUAAAGAGAACAUCCAAGAACAGCAUCAAAACAACCAUGACACAAACAUUGUGCAGCAUCAUGACAAUUUGAAGUCUGGCAUGGGAGCUCAAAAUUGCAAUGAUGGAUCUUUAAAGAGGCCUUUUAAUAGCAAUAAGGCCACUGGUCAUCAUAAUCGCUAUCGAGCGGUUGAAAAUCAAGUUGAUUAUGGCCAAUCUACUGGACCUAGUGCAUCUACAAGAAAGGAGAAAGGCAAAACAAGGUUGGUCUCAUCUGUUAUGCGAAAUCUUCAAUCUAGUCCUUCCAUCCAAGUGCAACAUCAGAAGAACUUUGUAUUAGGCUUGAGGGCUCAAAACUGCAAUAACGGCACUUCAGAAAGAUCUGUAAAAGGCAAAAGGAUAGCUGAUUCCAGUAAAUGCUCAAAAGUACUUGAAGAUCAAGUUGAUCACAGGCAAGCCAUUGGAUCCAUGCCAUCAACUGAAAAUGACAAAAGAGAAAGGUUGGCAACAACUGCUAAUCCAAAAUUUCCAUCCAAUUCCUCAGGUCAGGUUGCUUCUUCCAUGUAUUUGACAUUACCUACUAUUCUAACAGAAGCCGGUAUUGAGAAUUACAGGCUUGAGACAUCUCCAUGCAAUUAUGCCAGCCCAAGAUCUUCUGGGAAUAAAAGGGAUGUGAAUUUAUCAAAUGCAAAUGUGAUGCUCAAUUCAAGUUCUUAUUGCGGGUACUUUCAUGACAUGCGGCAAGAAGAAAGACUUGGAAGCUUUACUCAAACAAGUUCCAAUAUUGUAGGUUGCCUCAACCAAAACAGCACUCCAACCACAAGCAUUGGAACUGGUUUCCCAGUCCCACUUCAUCAGGGUAUGGGUGAAGCCUAUUGCAUUCCAAGCCAGCGUGGUUUGAAAAAUCUACCCCAAGACAAUUACAACAUAAUGGGUCUAAGGAUGAAUGGAGGAGCCAUAACAUUUUCUGGUGGAAGCUAUGCAUUAUCAGAACAAUAUGUUGCCAACAACUUCCACAGGAAUUCCAAUUAAAUAGUUGAUGGUGGACUCACGGGGUUUCAAAUCCCAGAACUUAAAUAUGAUCGUUUAUUUCCAAAGUAAUCGGUGGGGAUGAACACUAAACAAAAGCUUUUCUAAAAUUUUCCAUGCAUGAACCUAGCUAUGACGUCUAGUCUAGUCAUUCUUUUCAAUAUCUUGUUGACUCAAAACUUCCCAGGCAAAAUAUGUUAUUCCUUAAUUUGCUUCAAUUUAGAUUGACUAUCUCUAUCAUUGUUUUUUACUGUGAUUUUUAUUUAACCAUUGUAGAGAGAGAGGU
Molecule: messenger RNA, 2616 nt
Organism: Quercus lobata
Lineage: Eukaryota; Viridiplantae; Streptophyta; Magnoliopsida; Fagales; Fagaceae
Product: stress response NST1-like protein
Exons: 2
Coding region: 555-2333 (592 amino acids)
Source: RefSeq, a predicted model, not a curated record